Molecule: messenger RNA, 1269 nt
Organism: Danaus chrysippus (African queen)
Lineage: Eukaryota; Metazoa; Arthropoda; Insecta; Lepidoptera; Nymphalidae
Source: the annotation of a GenBank genome assembly
AUGUGGAAACUGUUGAUCAUUUUGUCGUGUAUUUUAUUGUGUAGUGUGACAAAUGGUAGUCGAGUGCAUGCUGUUAGUUUUCUCACCAAUGCUUCCUAUCAAGAAAUGGAGGUGAAAUCUGAGACCAGUUUGUCUCUACGUGAUAUACUUCCAGUUAAAGCUAAGUACUACGAUAAGAAUAGGGCUCCAAAACUUUUGGGACAGCCUACCAUAGUAUACUUCCACGUGACUGUACUAUCCUUGGAUUCAAUCAAUGAAGAGAGUAUGACGUACGUGGCAGAUAUUUUUCUGGCUCAAUCCUGGCGUGAUCCUCGUCUUCGACUUCCUGAGAACAUGCACGAAGAAUACCGCAUCCUUGAUGUCGACUGGUUGAAUAAGAUCUGGAGGCCGGAUUGCUUCUUUAAGAACGCCAAGAAAGUGACCUUCCACGAAAUGAGCAUACCAAACCAUUAUCUCUGGCUGUAUCAUGACAAAACCUUACUUUAUAUGUCCAAGUUGACAUUAGUGCUAUCCUGUGCUAUGAAGUUUGAGUCAUAUCCUCACGACACUCAAAGUUGUUCUAUGAUGAUAGAGAGUUUAUCACACACGGUGCAUGACUUAGUAUUCAUCUGGAACCUAACAGAUCCUUUGGUUGUAAAUCCAGACAUCGAACUCCCUCAACUAGACAUAGCCAACAAUUUUACCUCCGACUGCACCAUUGAGUACUCCACAGGUAACUUCACAUGUCUGGCGGUAGUUUUCAACUUACGCCGACGUCUUGGCUACCAUCUGUUCCACACGUACAUACCGUCAGCGCUCAUCGUAGUGAUGUCCUGGAUAUCUUUCUGGAUUAAGCCGGAAGCCAUCCCUGCUAGGGUUACUCUGGGAGUAACCUCCCUUUUAACUUUAGCAACCCAAAACACGCAGUCCCAACAAAGUUUACCACCAGUCUCCUAUGUCAAAGCUAUAGAUGUCUGGAUGUCUUCCUGUUCAGUGUUCGUCUUUCUGUCCCUGUUUGAGUUCGCUGUGGUCAAUAACUACAUGGGUCCCGUAGCUACCAAGGCUAUGAAGGGAUACUCUGAUGAAGAUUUGAGUAGAGAUUUAGAUGCUUAUAAGCACAUAUUUCCAAACUCGGUGGAUCCUCGAGCGAGUACAUCUGCCUCGCUCCCGCAAUACGAAACCUUCUGUAACGGGAGAGAGACAGCAUUAUAUAUAGAUCGUUUUUCCCGUUUCUUCUUUCCAUUCUCAUUCUUCAUACUGAACGUUGUAUAUUGGUCCACGUUUCUAUAA